Drechmeria coniospora is the source of this 924-nucleotide messenger RNA. Its product is annotated as YhhN-like protein. Lineage: Eukaryota; Fungi; Ascomycota; Sordariomycetes; Hypocreales; Ophiocordycipitaceae. The transcript has a single exon. Gene Ontology annotation, cellular component: membrane. The record is from RefSeq and is a predicted model, not a curated record. Bases 1 to 924 code for a protein of 307 amino acids.
AUGAUAAGAGCUAAUUGCUCCUGCUUGGCCUGUGGCAUUGGUACCACUUCGACUCUCCAUUCCGCUCUUCGGAUUGCCAUCGCCACCAACCUCUUGUCUGACGCCCCCUGUGCUGCGGGACUUGCAAAUUCCCUUCCGCGUCCUAGAGACAUCGCACGCCGCCACGGUCAAAAGCCCGCUGCCGAUUGGGCGGAGAAGCAGUGGUCCAAGGUCGGAAGACAGACGCUCGUUGAUCUUCGUUGUGUGCAAGGCCAGCUCAGGCACGCCAUGGAGCCCGGACGUGUUGGCACCCCGCAAGGGGCGAUACUGGUGGCCUCGAUCGGCUCGGCCGUCGCGUACGGCCUCCUCGUGCGGGCGGCGCCGAGCCGCAGACGGAUGGCAUCGAAGACGGCAUCGACAGCGCUGCUCUCCCUCUAUGCUGCUCUCCGCGGCGAGGACUGGCUGCUCGUGCCGGCGCUCGCCCUCGGCUCCGUCGGUGACGCGUUCCUCGCCUGGCCUGGCGAGGAGAACUUCCUGCGCGGCCUCGCGAGCUUCCUCGUCGCCCACCUAUUCUACAUUGCCCUCUUUGCCCGCCUUGGCGGCGGCUUGGAGCAAAUCUGGGCCGAGAGCUGGCGGCAGGGUCUUGCGACUUCGAUGCUCGCGCUGGCACCCAUCAUGAGCUUCAUCCUAAUGCCCCGAGUGAGCGCAAGGCUACGGCUGCCGAUCAUGGCCUACUCGGCCACCAUCCUAGCCAUGGUAUUCUGCGUCCUCACCGUCGACAAUCGACAGGUCGUCGCCGGCGCCGUCCUCUUUGCCCUAUCCGACACGAUCCUGUCGACGGACGAGUUUGUGCUGCCUAAGGAAUCUUGUCAUCACGGCUGGAUGCAAUACAGCGUCUGGAUGCUCUACUAUUCGGGUCAAUUCCUCAUCGCCGCCGGCCUGUAG